Cladophialophora yegresii CBS 114405 is the source of this 1164-nucleotide messenger RNA. RefSeq lists its product as uncharacterized. The record is from RefSeq and is a predicted model, not a curated record. Gene Ontology annotation, biological process: vesicle-mediated transport; mitotic spindle elongation. The coding region runs from base 1 to 1164 and encodes 387 amino acids. The transcript has a single exon. NCBI's taxonomy places the organism in Eukaryota, Fungi, Ascomycota, Eurotiomycetes, Chaetothyriales, Herpotrichiellaceae. Gene Ontology annotation, cellular component: Golgi membrane.
AUGGUCAACAACCAGGUGUCCCUCUCCGACUCCGAUGAUGAAGCUCCACCGCCCGGAUUGCUGAGUCCCUGGAGACCUCCCCGACGCUCCAUAUCCACCGGCGGCAGAAGUUCCCCCUUCGUUCAAAGCCGGUCGGCAGCCUGGCGUGACGAGCUGAUCAAUAACACCGAGAAGUUGAGGCGCCGAGUGUAUAAGGUGUGGAGUGGUAUGACGUUAUUUCAGAAGAUACUCAGUUGCAUCGGUCUGCUCGCAGUGGGCGUGCUGGGUAUUCUGUUUUUGGUUUUCAACGAGCGCAUCUUCAGCUGGCUUGAGCCUCUUGCAGAGCGCUGGAAACACACGACCGGCGGCUGGACCAUACUGUGGGCGUUUGUGUUCCUGUGCGCUUUCCCUCCGGUAAUCGGGUACUCGACCGCGGGCACGACGGCGGGGUUCGUGUACGGUGUCUGGGAGGGCUGGCUGAUCCUGGCCUCUGCUACCGUGGUCGGCUCAUUUUGCGCCUUCAUCGUGUCGAGGAGCCUGUUGCGGAAAUGGGUUGAGCGAAUGACCGCGGACGACAAGAGAUUCGCCGCAUUCAGUCUGAUCCUGAAGCACGAUGGACUCAAACUCCUGGCCAUGAUCCGGCUCUGCCCCCUCCCUUAUUCCCUCUCCAACGGCGCCAUGUCGACAUUCCCUACCGUCAGCCCCUACGCGUAUGCCUUGGCGACGGCCAUGGUCACGCCAAAACUGUUGGUCCAUGUCUUUAUCGGGAGUCGCUUGGCGGUUAUCGCGCGGACAAGGGAGAAGAUGACCAUGGGGGAUCGAGCCAUCAACUACGGAAGUAUUGCACUUGGCGCCAUCAUCGGAGCAUCAACGGGCUUCUACAUCUACAGACAGACUAUGGCUCGAGCCCGCGAGCUCGAGGCCGAAGAAGCCAACCUUGUCCGAGACUCUACCAGACGAACAGGCCGUCCCCCAGCGGAGUUCAGUGACGACCCUGAAGCGCAAGCCGCUGCAAAUACCCUCGCUCGAGACGAUGAUCGGAUAGACUACUUCGACGAUUCGUCUAAUGAGCAAUCCGAGUACCAUGAUGAGACUGAUAAUGACAACGACGUUUUUGGAAAGGGAGACGGGGACGAAGACGAACCCGUGACCGCCAACAUCACUCUGCAUCAACAGAAGAAAUGA